AUCAUGCCUGAGCCAGCAAAGGCCGCACCUAAGAAGGGGUCCAAGAAGGCCGUUACUAAAACCGCCGGGAAGGGAGGUAAGAAGCGCAAGAGGUCCAGGAAGGAGAGCUAUGCUAUCUACGUCUACAAGGUCCUGAAGCAGGUUCAUCCUGAUACCGGGAUUUCCUCUAAGGCCAUGGGGAUCAUGAACUCUUUCGUCAAUGAUAUUUUCGAGCGUAUCGCCGGUGAGUCCUCUCGUCUCGCUCACUACAACAAGCGCUCCACCAUCACAUCGAGAGAGAUCCAGACCGCCGUGCGUCUGCUGCUGCCCGGUGAACUCGCCAAACACGCCGUGUCUGAGGGAACAAAGGCCGUCACCAAGUACACCAGCUCCAAAUAAAUCUGUUGAAGCUUUCAACACCACAAAGGCUCUUUUAAGAGCCACCCACUUUAUCGAUUAAAGAGCUUCCAGUUCUUAAUACACUUCAGUGAUAACUGAAAGUUUAACUUUUGAAGAAUGCAACUUUGUGACUAAAUUCUGGAACUUUUAAAGAAAUGACUACAUAAAGAAUUUUAUAAUACAUUUUGUCUAAUACAAUUAGUUGAUCUUUGUUAUGGA
Paramisgurnus dabryanus is the source of this 597-nucleotide messenger RNA. The record is from RefSeq and is a predicted model, not a curated record. NCBI's taxonomy places the organism in Eukaryota, Metazoa, Chordata, Actinopteri, Cypriniformes, Cobitidae.